This is a messenger RNA of Gadus chalcogrammus (walleye pollock), 598 nucleotides long. RefSeq names its product apolipoprotein C-I (gene apoc1). Gene Ontology annotation, molecular function: fatty acid binding; phospholipase inhibitor activity. The transcript is spliced from 4 exons. The record is from RefSeq and is a predicted model, not a curated record. NCBI's taxonomy places the organism in Eukaryota, Metazoa, Chordata, Actinopteri, Gadiformes, Gadidae. The coding region runs from base 13 to 393 and encodes 126 amino acids. Gene Ontology annotation, biological process: very-low-density lipoprotein particle clearance; negative regulation of very-low-density lipoprotein particle clearance; lipoprotein metabolic process. Gene Ontology annotation, cellular component: extracellular region; very-low-density lipoprotein particle; high-density lipoprotein particle.
ACCCGCCCUGAAAUGAGCAACCCUUUAAAAAGCCAAACCGAAGGCAUGCAAACACACACACAUUGUUUUCCUUCCCCUACAUUGUUUUUUUGCAUCUGGAACAGAUUUCUCAAAAUGAAGCUUUACCUCGCAGUGGCCGUCCUGUUGCUGGCUCUCGCAACGCAAUCAGAGGCCCAGGCUCCGGAGGAACCGACCCCUGCGGGUCCUGAUAGCAUUGGGGACAAGUUCAGCCAGUUCGGGGACACAGUGGCCGUGCUCGGCCAAGACAUUGCCGUGAAGACCCAGGACGCCAUCCAGAGAGCUCAAGAAAGCGAGUUUGCCGUCAAAACUAGGACCUGGUUCAGCGAUCAGUUCGAGAAGAUGAAGGCAAAGUUAAGCGAGAUUGGACAAUAAGAAGGAGACCAAAUGUCUGCAAUGAGCCAAAACCCUGUCAGUGGUGCCUUGUGUGGCGCCUUGUGUGGCCCUUUGACCUUCUGCCCCCCCCCCCCCCCCUCCGCCCCCACUGGGUUUUGGCCGCAAAGAGGGUGGACUGUAUGCAUGGCCUUAUGCCCAAUACACCUUGCUUUGUAUCGCUCGUAUAAUCUUUGUACAAAUUUUG